Ostrea edulis (European flat oyster) is the source of this 2388-nucleotide messenger RNA. RefSeq names its product LRP chaperone MESD-like. The transcript is spliced from 5 exons. The record is from RefSeq and is a predicted model, not a curated record. Gene Ontology annotation, biological process: protein folding. Lineage: Eukaryota; Metazoa; Mollusca; Bivalvia; Ostreida; Ostreidae. The coding region runs from base 32 to 661 and encodes 209 amino acids.
AUCGGGGUUCAGUUUGAAAGCGAAAGGAGGAAUGAUGUCGUGUACUUCACAUGUCUUUAUUCUUGUUUGUUUAUUAAUCACAAGCCAAUGCGCUAAAGGCAAAGAUAAAGGAGAUGAAAAGUGGAAGAAAAAGGACGUCCGUGAUUAUUCAGACGCUGACUUAGAACGUUUAUUCGACCAGUGGGAGGAAAAUGAUGACGAAGAAUUACCUGAAGAUGAACAGCCUGAGUGGAAGAGAGAACCCCCUAAAGUGGACCUCUCCCAGCUUGACCCAAACAACCCUGAGCUCAUGCUGCAAGCCUCCAAGAAAGGCCGCACUCUCAUGAUGUUUGCCACUGUAUCAGGUGACCCAACAGAGAAGGAGACUGAACAGAUCACACAGCUGUGGCAGACCAGUUUGUUCAACGCAAAUUACGAAAUUCAAAGGUAUGUCGUGGGCAGUAAUCGGGUGAUUUUCAUGAUAAAGGAUGGUUCCAAGGCCUGGGAGAUAAAGGAUUUCCUCGUGACACAGGACCGCUGUCAGGAGGUCACCAUCGAGGGAAAGAACUACCCAGGGGCAGCAGCCAAGGAAUCGGACAAAUCCACUGAAGGAAAACAGAAAACUGAUAGCCAAAAAGCUGGCAAGCUGCCAGAGAAAGAAGCAAAGAAGGAUGAGUUAUGAUGCUGAAACUCACCAUCAGCUGUACCGAGUUGUUACAGUGUGUUAGAAGUGCACUACAGUUUAUAGCAACAUGAAGCCUAGGGAUCUAGAUGUUUUGUCUGAUCAUAGGAUCCCCUCAAUCAGUGUGCUGUGGAGAAAUAACAUUAUGAACAAUAACAUUUUAUACAUUCAUUUUGUAGAGUGCUUUUAAAAGUAUGUAUACAAUUUUUUUGUUUACAAUAUUUGACUGUGGUGUCCAAUCUCAAUGCUCCCUGUAGAGAUUCUGUCUUAACACUGAGAGCUGGGUUUGUUUUGAGUUCAGAAGUUAAAUGACUGGGAAUAUCUUUCAAGGAUGGCCUCCUUGUGGAAAACUGGCAGCUCUGUGGAGUCUGUGUUAACGGUACAGAAACAUUUCAUGUCCAGUGAUCAGUCAUAACAAAUGUUCCAGCUUUAUGUUGUAUUUUAUCAAAUUUGACUCGACUCAUUGUAUUAUGUAAUUAUUUGGACUGCGUUCAUUAUAAAGACAUCAGAAUUUGACUCGACUCAUUGUAUUAUGUAAUUAUUUGGACUGAGUUCAUUAUAAAGACAUCAGAAUUUGACUCGACUCAUUGUAUUAUGUAAUUAUUUGGACUGAGUUCAUUAUAAAGACAUCAGAAUUUUGAAUGAAGGCUGUAUGUAUGUGACAAUAUCAUCAACAUUAUCUUAAUAUAUAUAUUUUAUAUUUGAAUUUUGAUGAAGCAGUUAUACCUCAACUCUGUUGGCUAGAAUAAUAUUUCUUGAAAAAAGUACAGUGCUCCCUCAAUAUAUUGCCCCCCCCCCCCCCCUCCCCCCAUUAUAAUGCCACCCCCGCUUAUUGCCUGAAAAUCCCAAAGAACAGAUUUCCUCCCAUGUUAACAUGCCCAUUUUAAUGCCAACCCCACAUAAUGCCAUAUGCCACUGAUUUUCACAAACAAAUGGUCAAAUUUUAUAGGGUUUACCCUCAAUAAUAAUGCCAAUUACCUACCACACAUCCGUAAUCACACCUGUACUUCGAUAGCGGUGCAGUGAAGUGUGACAGUUUGGACAAGGGAUGCAAGUGGCCAGGUUAAUUACCAAUAAUUGCAGCAUUGAACUCAAGAUAAUUUAAAUGUUUAUACAGAAUGGAGUCCAAAUAACUUUUUGGUAUUGAAUUUGUUUUGACCGCUCAGUGAAUUGUCCAUAAUGGUUAAUUUGUUAUAAUGCCACCCCCGCUUUAUUACCCAAAUUCGUCUUAAACAAAAGUUGGCAAUAUAUCGAGGGAGCACUGUACAAUUUUAAUAUAGAAUAUUCAGUCAGUGUGGCCAGAAUUGAGAGAAGUUGAAUACACAUUGUUACUUUUUUGUUUAUUUAUGAUAAAGGAAAAGGGAAAAGGAAAUGCAGUAAUUAAAUAUCAAAGGGCUUCCAGUACAUGUUUAUUGUCUGUCAAUAUGUGUGUCAACAAUGUAUGGUACAAAUAACUUAUCACACUGUAUGUAGUAUGUGUAACGAGGUACAAGUGCACUCUGUACAAGGUUGUAGGGUACUAGAAAUGUGUAUCAUUAAAGACUGUAUAAUCCGGGUUAACAUUACAUUCCUCUGCCACAAAUUCUCACGAUUGUCUGUUUAUCAAAACUGUAGUCUUAUUAAACAAAGAAAAUCACAGAUUAUUUCACUGUACACAUGUUCAAUCAAAAUACAUAUAUAAAUUAUGUCAAAUUAUGUUUACUGUUGAAUAAAAUAUUGAAAAAUUA